Molecule: messenger RNA, 2907 nt
Organism: Daphnia magna
Lineage: Eukaryota; Metazoa; Arthropoda; Branchiopoda; Diplostraca; Daphniidae
Product: transforming growth factor-beta-induced protein ig-h3
Biological process (GO): cell adhesion; extracellular matrix organization
Cellular component (GO): extracellular matrix
Molecular function (GO): cell adhesion molecule binding
Source: RefSeq, a predicted model, not a curated record
CAAUCCAGCAGUAGAAUACGAAGGCAGUGCCCGCGGAUGUGAAGGGGACGUGAAAAGCCAUUCAGACAAAACUAGGCCAUUCAGAGAACCCCUUUUUCCUUUUCUUUUGAUGGAUGAACUGUCUACCGUCUCCACGACAUUUCGGUUAUCGACCCCUUCCACCUUUCUCUGUCUCUUUCAUUCUGGCUAACUGUCUCUAUUAUAAAUUGUUCCUUACUGGUAUCAGUGGGCCCGGUAACUGGUUCUAUCAUGAUUUUAUAAAUCUAAUCUAUCAUCUUGCGUGAGCAGUAUCCCGCUGCUUUUUAACUAAAUUUAUAGUAGGAACAGCUAUUAUUGCUGAUUGAUUUCCACAAAAUUCCGUCAUGUAUGUUAGACAAUGUGGUCGUACCGACUACAAGCAUUGUCGGUAAAAGAUGAUGUGAGUUAAUGGCGAUUGCUUGCGUUUUAGCUUUCGCCGGAAUUACUGGUGUCCACGUACGUGUUCAGCAUCCUUUGUUUUUUUCUCACGUGGUAUGCCUGAAAAAUCAGAAACACUUUAAGCUUUGACAGUAUUUUGCGUAGUAGAAAAAUAUAAGAGCAUCAGGUAGAGUGUAGGGAAGAACGAGUAAAAAGCGAGUGAGGAUGAGCUUUUCCAUCUUUGGCGAAGCAAACCGUAGCUUUCUCUACAAACAGUGACACGCUGGAGGCUAUUCCGCAGCUCAUAUAUAGCCUGAAAUUUCAAACUUUUCCGAUCAGAUAGACUUCGUUAGACUAGUGAACAGCUCUUCCAAAUGAAGUACCUAAUAGCUGCCUUCGUCACUCUCCUCAUCGCUUCUUCUUCGGCGUUUUCUGAUGGUCCUCAAACAAAUCAUACAAGGAUUAAACGACAGUUCUCAUUGGGUAGUAUUCCAAUAGUUUUAACUAAUAACGGCCUAACAACCUUGGUCGAUCUGGUGGUAAAAGCUGGAUUGGCAGAAGCUCUUUCCGGGCCAGGACCCUUUACUGUAUUUGCGCCGAUUAAUAAUGCUUUCACCACCGUGGAUCCAUCAAUCCUCAAUGCCAUUUUAAGUGACAUUACAGCUCUAAGAAAAGUUAUUGCCUAUCACGUCGUGGAAUCAACUCUACCAGCUGCAUUGUUCAAAAACGAAUUGACACCACUCUCCGCUUCAGGUGAAAACCUUCGCGUCAACGUUUACGAUUCUGGAGAUGCAAAAACGGUGACUAUCAACGGAGCGUUAAAGAUAAGAACUUUAGAAGCAACCAACGGGGUCAUCCACGUAAUCAAUAAAGUUCUUAUACCAGAGCCCAAAAGCAACAUCAUAGAGGUUUUGGAAAAGAAAGGCAACUUUACGACACUUUUGACUGCGUUGGCCGUUGCUGGUUUAACAACAACCAUUCAAAAUGCGGGACCAUUCACGCUGUUUGCUCCAACCGAUGACGCUUUUAGGUCUCUCCCAGCUGGAACUCUAGACUCUUUGAUUACCAAUCGAGAAGAGCUAAAGAAAGUUUUGCUAUCUCACGUUGCGUCUGGUACUCUUUACAAACGGGGACUUUCUUCUGGUCUCGUCCCUGUCAUCGCCGGUGGUAACGUUAAAGCUGCUGUAGGUUUUAACGGAGCCAUGUUUGGCAAUGCUCAGAUGAUCGAGACGGACCUUUUUGCGUCUAAUGGAGUCAUUCACGUCAUUAACUCUGUCAUCCUUCAUUCAGUCGGUCAAACACCAAAAGUUGUUUUCAACCAACCAUCAAAAGCUGUUGACAACCAACCAACAAAACCUCCUGUUAAUCAACAGAAAACAAGAGUAGCCCGCACCAUUGCGUCAAUAUUGAACGAGAAUGGGCUAACUACGCUGGCUGAUUUACUCGUGAAAGCUGGUUUGGUCAAUGUCCUUUCUCAGCAAGGUCCUUUUACGCUCUUUGCUCCCACAAACGACGCUUUCAACGCUGUGGAUUCGGUCACAUUGAAUGCGCUUUUGCAAGACGUUAAUCUUCUAAAACGUGUUCUGACUUACCACGUUGUUCCGUCCGCCAUACCUCCUGUAUCUAUUAAAAACGAACUGGUCACAAAUUCGCUAGCCGGUGAAAGUCUUCGCAUCAACGAGUACAAUAACAGAAAGGUGGUUACCAUUAACGGGGCUCUAAGGUUGAAGGCUCUGGAAGCUGAAAACGGCAUCGUUUACGUAAUCGACAAGGUCCUCAUACCAGAUAAUAAUAAGAGCAUCAUCGUUAAAGUUCUUGAAACUAAAGGAAAAUUCACGACUUUGAUGACGGCGCUUGUUGUUUCUGGAUUGAAAAAUCACCUUGACUCAGCCGGACCUUUCACUCUGUUCGCACCAUCCGACGAUGCUUUUAAAGCCCUUCCGGCUGGUGUACUGAAUUCUUUAUUUACGAAUCCGAGUGAAUUGAAAAAGGUUCUGCUUAGUCACGUCAUUCCCACCACCGUGUAUAGCCGAGGACUUUCUAGUGGUCAUCUAAAUCUCGCUCGAGGAGGAAAAGUUGCUGUAACUGUGAGCCAAAGUGGUGUGAAAAUAUCAAAUGCAAACAUAAUUGAAGCCGAUCUUGCUGCAGCAAACGGUGUAAUUCACGUCAUCAACAAUUUAAUCUAAUUCCCACCUUCCUUCGUGGGAAAUCUCUCGAUAAAAAUUAUGUCUCCUAAUUAGAACUUUCUUUCCGUGAUAUUGCAAAACGCAUUAUAGGUUCCGUUACUCGCUUGCGGGAGUGGAUGUAUAUGAUACAUCUUAAGAAAAUAUCACGUUUUUUUUUUGUCAGCCACACUUGCACUUGCAAUUAAUUGGUAUCUCAUGUGUAAGACUUGCGCUGCUGAUUCUAUUUCUUUUGUAAUCACAAGGACACCAGGCUGAAUUUGAAUACCCUUGUUGUUCUUUUCUCGGCUUCCUCAUCCGGCAGAUUAAAAACGCGUUAGAACAUUAA